AUGAAAAUGAGUUCUAUUAGAAAAAAAUUUAUCAAGAACUUGCAUGCUGUAAAGAGGAGUUAUCAAUUGUCAACUGUUAGCAGUGGAAUGUCAUUUAUGCUGUCAUCGAUAUUGGUAGUGUUACUGUUCUCUGGUAUGCAAAUGUAUAAAGUUUGGCUCAGUUCAUCACAGUUGGGAACCAUUCUCGGAGGACUGAUCGGAUCUUUGUUGUUUAUGUGUACAUUGACUGCUAUAGGAAAUCUCGAAAGUACCUUAUUCGGAAAGUCUUUCCAACAGAAAUUACUUCCAGAAGUGGUCUUCGCAUUGACGUUAAGUCUAAUUGCUUCUGCUCUAAUCCAUCGUGUCUCCACCACAACUUGUUUAAUAUUCUCUCUGGUUGCACUGUAUUAUAUGAAUAGAAUUUCUCAAGAAACAUAUGGCGUGUCUAUACAAAAUACAGUUAUGCAAUCCAAGAAACGCAAGUGAAUAGGCAUAAGGAUAUUUGUGUAACAUAUCUUUACUAUCAUGUACACUAUAAUAUAUCAUACGUUCCAUGUAAAACUUCCAAUUUGUAAUACAAUGCCAAUUGUAAAUUGUAUAUUACUUUGUCUAAAAUAUCGAGUGGUUUGAGACUUGUAUUAAAAAC
Messenger RNA from Cyphomyrmex costatus, 625 nucleotides. Its product is annotated as protein KRTCAP2 homolog. The transcript has 4 exons. NCBI's taxonomy places the organism in Eukaryota, Metazoa, Arthropoda, Insecta, Hymenoptera, Formicidae. Bases 1 to 465 code for a protein of 154 amino acids. Gene Ontology annotation, biological process: protein N-linked glycosylation. The record is from RefSeq and is a predicted model, not a curated record.